This is a messenger RNA of Aspergillus chevalieri, 1788 nucleotides long. RefSeq names its product proline--tRNA ligase. The coding region runs from base 1 to 1788 and encodes 595 amino acids. Gene Ontology annotation, biological process: prolyl-tRNA aminoacylation. Lineage: Eukaryota; Fungi; Ascomycota; Eurotiomycetes; Eurotiales; Aspergillaceae. Gene Ontology annotation, cellular component: aminoacyl-tRNA synthetase multienzyme complex; cytoplasm. The record is from RefSeq and is a predicted model, not a curated record. Gene Ontology annotation, molecular function: proline-tRNA ligase activity; ATP binding. The transcript has 4 exons.
AUGACCAGCGAGACCCCCGCCGAUAACCCGGUCGCUACCAACCCUACCCUCCCUGAUCGCACCGCCGAUAACGCCGCUCCUCAGGGUGAAGUCUCCAAGAACGCUGCUAAGAAGGCCGCUAAGCUGGCCAAGCAGGCAUCUGACAAGGCCGAGAAGAAUGUGAACAAGGGUAUUGGAAAAUCGGAGGCCAAGAAACCCACAUCCAAAGUGCAGGGCAAGAAGAGUGAUGGCCCUGCUCUGAUCGGUAUCGAUGUGACCAAGGAGGAGGACUUCCCCGGGUGGUAUCAGCAGGUUCUCACCAAGGGUGAUAUGCUGGACUACUACAAUGUCUCUGGAUGCUUUGUUCUCAAGCCCGCUUCGUACUCCAUCUGGGAGGAAAUCCAAAACUGGUUCAAUGUGCACAUUAAGAAGAUUGGCGUCAAGAACUGCUCGUUCCCGCUGUUUGUCUCUGAGGAUGUACUUGAAAAAGAGAAGGACCACAUCGAGGGUUUUGCUGCUGAAGUCGCUUGGGUCACUCAUGCAGGCUCGACCCCUCUUGAGAGAAAGAUUGCCAUCCGUCCUACAUCGGAAACCGUCAUGUACCCCUACUACGCCAAGUGGAUUCGCAGCCACCGUGACUUGCCUCUGAAGCUCAACCAAUGGAACUCCGUCGUCCGGUGGGAAUUUAAACACCCUCAGCCUUUCCUCAGAACCAGAGAAUUCCUUUGGCAGGAAGGCCACACCGCUCACUUGACUCAAGAAGGUGCCGAUGAGGAAGUUCUGUACAUCCUUGACCUGUACGCUCGCAUCUACGAGGAACUCCUGGCUGUUCCUGUCGUCAAGGGUAAGAAGACCGAGAAGGAGAAGUUCGCUGGUGGUGCAUACACUACGACUGUUGAGGGUUAUAUCCCGUCCACUGGUCGUGGUAUUCAGGGUGGCACUUCCCACGGUCUUGGCCAGAACUUCAGUAAGAUGUUCAACAUCACCGUUGAGGAUCCUUCAGCCAAGGGUGACGAGAAGAAGCCACCUCUCCACGUCUGGCAGAACUCGUGGGGUCUGUCGACCCGUACACUGGGUGUCAUGGUCAUGAUCCACAGUGACAACCGUGGCUUGGUUCUCCCUCCUCGUGUUGCUGAGACUCAAACCGUCGUCGUCCCUGUCGGUAUCACCGCUAAGACUACCGAGGAAGAGCGCCAGAAGCUCUACUCCGAGAUCGACGGCCUCGUCGCCGUCCUCACUGCUGCCGGUAUCCGCGCCGUCAGCGACAUGCGUGAGGGUUACUCCCCUGGCUGGAAGUUCAACGAAUGGGAACUCCGCGGUGUCCCUCUCCGUAUCGAGUUCGGUCCUGGCGAGUCUAAGGGUCACUUCGUCACCGCCGCCCGCCGUGACGUUCCCGGCAAGGACGGCAAGUCCUCCAUCCCCAUCCCCGAACUCUCCACCGCCGUCCCGGCCCUGCUGGAGACCAUCCAGAAGGAUCUCUUCAACCGCGCAGACAACGAGUUCCGCACCCACCGCAAGAGCAUCACCAACUGGGACGAAUUUGUCCCUGCGCUCAACGACAAGAACGUCUGCCUCAUCCCCCACUGUCUCACUGAGGAGUGUGAGGACCAGAUUAAGGACUUGAGUGCUCGCAAGCAUGAGGAGGACUCUGGCGUCGCUCAGGAUGCCAAGGCUCCCAGCAUGGGCGCUAAGUCGCUGUGCAUUCCCUUCGACCAGCCGGAGGGUAUCGAGCCCGGUGUCACCAAGUGCACGAACCCUCAUUGCAACCGUACGGCAGAGAAGUGGUGUUUGUUCGGCCGUUCCUAUUAA